Culex pipiens pallens (northern house mosquito) is the source of this 907-nucleotide messenger RNA. RefSeq names its product alpha-tocopherol transfer protein-like. Gene Ontology annotation, molecular function: phosphatidylinositol bisphosphate binding. NCBI's taxonomy places the organism in Eukaryota, Metazoa, Arthropoda, Insecta, Diptera, Culicidae. Gene Ontology annotation, cellular component: membrane. Bases 1 to 828 code for a protein of 275 amino acids. The transcript has 4 exons. The record is from RefSeq and is a predicted model, not a curated record.
AUGGACAAGAACUCAGCUGCUCUUAUUGAAACAAUAAAAACUUGGCUUGCAACUCAAGAACACCUUCCUGAAAUAACUGACCAUGAAAUUCAUACCUUUCUCCACUCCAACUACUACGACGUGGAGAAAACUAAGUCAACGAUCGAAAAUUACUACACUUUUCGCACCAGUUGUAAGGGCACCUUCAGCGAUCUUGACGUGCUCUCCGAGGAACUGCAAAGCACGAUGGCAGUGGUGGAGAUGAUUUUUCCUCCCCAACCAACACCGGAAGGUUACAAACUUGCCAUUUUUCGAUUUGCGACCACAGAUGCUAGCAAAUUUAAUGUUUAUAGCGCUACGAAAUUUGCGUCGCUUUGUUUGGAUCAGUGGCUGAAAGAGGAUGGCCUGAUCGAAGGACACAUCAUCAUUUACGAUCUGGCCGGGUGUCACCUGGGUCAGCUGGCCAGGUUGAGAUUUUUCCCCGUGAAGAACUAUUUUUACUUCGUUCAGGAAGCUUUGCCGAUUCGUAUGAAAGAAAUGCACUUUGCAAACAUUCCCUCAAUUAUGGAUAAGAUUUUACUUUUUCUGAAGCCUUUCAUGAAGCGUGAACUUCUGGAUGUGAUGCAUUUGCAUACGACAAAUGAAUCUCUACUGAAAGUAAUUCCCGCUAAUUGCCUUCCAAACGAAUACGGAGGCACCGCCGGUCCGUUCAAACAAUUCAAGGAUGAAUUUCAGGCAAAGUUACUUGCAAAUCGAGAUGCCAUUCUUCAAGCAGAGAUGGAACAACGGGUUGAUGAAAGAAAGCGAGCGUCACGUGGCUACGGGUUGUUCAACAUGUUUCGCAAAUAGUGUGAUAAACUAUGGUGCGAGCAACUUAUUACAUAUUACAUAAAUUAAUUGUACAUCGAACAGCAAACAAGGUUGAAUG